AUGUUAAGGACGGUCGCUUUCAUUGCUCUAGCGGCGUCUUGCCUCGCUCUUCCGGCCCAAGACACGAGUCACUCAGACAACGAUCUCGAGGGGCUCACCGACUGUCUCAAGAAAGACUCGAUAUCAUGCCUCAAAUACAAGUUUUUUUCAUACGUGGACAAGAUGAUCGGACAAAAGGAAUCGUUUUCUCUAACCGACGGUGUAACAGUUGUUCGUGCGAGCGACGUACCGCCCGAGACUGGGGCGCCGCGAGCUUUAGAUCCUGUUAGCAAGAUGAAGAACUACUUAGAAACACAUUCGUUGCGAGUCGAAGUUAAAGGUUCUGAUGUUAUUGAUACAGUGUCUAGUGUCGGCCGUGCGUUAGAGGAUACGGUAUCAUCGUUCACAGAAGACAAUGACCUGGAAGAAGGUAGAGGGAAGAAGAAGAAGGCAGCAAAAAUUAUGGGACCUCUCAUAGCAGCUGUUAUGUUAAAAAUGAUGGCUCUGAUGCCGCUGGCAAUCGGUGCUAUCGCUUUGAUAGCCGGUAAAGCGUUGCUAAUCGGUAAACUCGCGUUGGUGCUGUCAGCUAUAAUUGGUUUGAAGAAGCUCCUGUCGCAACAGAAGCACGUGACAUACGAGGUGGUAGCGCACCCCCAUCACACAUCGAGUCACACGUCUAGUCACGACUACGGUGGUUCCAGCGGUUACGGUGGUGAUACAGGGGGUUACAGCAGCGGAGGCGGCGGCGGCGGACACAGCGGGGGGUGGGGUCGGUCCCUAGACGCGCAGAGCUUAGCUUACUCCGCGCAAAAACCAUAGCUUUCGGUGACCUAGUAUAGCGACCUCUUUACAAGACGAUUUCUCUGCAUUACUUAUUUUACCUGUGUAUGUGAUGUGCGUCCGUAUUUAUGACUGAUUGUUUUCAUAAUAUCUAAGUAAACCUUGUAGGUGAUUUUUGUAACUAUUUUUAUAGUGUAUUUAUAUGUAUGUUAUGUUUUGCUCAUUGUUAA
Melitaea cinxia (Glanville fritillary) is the source of this 989-nucleotide messenger RNA. RefSeq lists its product as uncharacterized. The transcript has a single exon. Lineage: Eukaryota; Metazoa; Arthropoda; Insecta; Lepidoptera; Nymphalidae. The record is from RefSeq and is a predicted model, not a curated record. The coding region runs from base 1 to 798 and encodes 265 amino acids.